AUGAAACGAAAUCUUCAUAUGCGAGAUCGUACCGGUCAGGAACCUGUUCUUAAUCACGCUGACGGCAGUGACACGCACAAGUAUGGGUCCAAUCAUCAUAACAUUCCUCAUCCACAUUAUCAAGCAGCUUACAACUUGGACGAUGCAGUAAUUGCUUCAAUUCUUGGGAAAGACAAAUAUUUGUACGAUGAGUAUUAUCAUCGUCGUGUUUGUGAUUACGAUCCAGAGGCCUAUUUUCUUCCCCUUCGUAGAAAACCCAUCCCAGAUCAGAAUCCUCUCUACGUGUUGGACUUAAUCUCGACCAUUUGGAGUUUCAUUCCUGAAAAUUAUUGGUUAUCAUCUCUUGUGAAUUUGAUGUUAACUUCGAAGAGGAUUGCAAGUCUGUGUUUGUCAAAGGAAGCUCUGUUGAGUGUGUGGAUGAAUUCACCAGGAUUUUACGUGAACUCGGAAGGUUUAUUGACAUUCAUGUUGAAAGAUUUGUUGGAGGUUUGCAAAAUGUAUGGAGACAAUUUAUUUGCAAACUUGUCUAAAACAAAGUUGACCAUUUCUCAUAUUUUGAAGUUGUGCAACAACGGGCUCAGUUUAACUGAGAAGUUUGAAACUGUGACCCUUCACAGGAUGUUUGUUUCUCAGAAAUCUCUGGUUGAACUGCUCGGAAUGCAAAGCAGAAUCAAAUACUUGAAAUUUGACGAGUGUAAAACCUUACAAGACGUUCAAAGAUCAGUCACCUUGAAAACAAGAAGUUUAAUUGGUCUUUCUUUUCUAAACUCUGAGAUUACAUUUCCUGACUCUACAACUUUUCCCACAACUCUUCACUCAUUGGAAUUUUGUAACGCCUUAUCUGAUAGCGAUCAAGAGUUCUUAAAACAAUUAACACCCCAACAGCUGAAGACGUUGAAGUUAUGGAACCACUAUGAUAUCCCACGACACUUGUUUUCAGCUUCUCGCCUGAAUCAUGUUGUUCUUCCUGGACUGCAUAUCACGUUCCCAAAAAGUGUUUUUGGUUUAACAUUGGUUUCAUUGACUUAUCCUUACCUCUCUACACUAGCUGAUGACGUUAGACAGAACAAAAUUAACCCAUACAAGCAAAUUAAAAGCUUGGCCAUUCGAAAUUUGGACAUCUCUCGCAUCAUCCCUUUGACGACGUUUAUUGAGGCUCUGUUUGUCGUUUUUCCAAAGCUUAAAUACUUGACUCUUCCUGAGUCCAUCAUCUAUAAUACGAAGGCAAAUCUUGAACAAAAGAACAACAACGAUGAUGAUGAAAAUUACACCGUGAAUACAAUUGUCACUCAAGAUGAAACACAAUUUGUACCAACAUCAUUGGUACAAGUGAAAAUUUUACACACUUCAACUGCUUGGAAGUUCUUUUUAGAAUGCUUGCUGUAUGAGAUUCAAAUGGAAUAUCCUUCUCUCAAUAUUCACACUGCUCUCGAAUUGGUUGAUGAGAGAACAAUUUCUUUUCGUUCUGGAUUAAUAUCUACUGUGAAUUGGGAGAUUCCAAAGAGUUGGCUUAAUAAGAGAACAGAAGAAUUCUUCAACAAGAUUCAUAAUUGGUAUCGAAUGUACAAUGAUUAUCCAAAAGUGAGGCGUAAAAUCGAUGGCAUGAGACGAAAACUUAUCACAUUGUGUGCAUUUACCAAUCCAGUUCCUUCCGAUACCAUUGCUGAUUUAAACGAUAGCAUGUUGGAGUUUGAGGGUAUGAGUUUAUUCUCAAAUCAAGUAUUGGAUCUCCGAAAAAAACAAUUAUCUAUAUUUUCAGAAUAUGUUCCUUUGGAAUUGUGUGACAUUUCAAAAAAGAUGAAAUUGUUACUACAAGUAAUUGAAAAUGAAUUUGACGAGGAUGUUUGUAUUGGAAUGGAACAGAAUGUUUCAGAGUCUAGAAUUGGAAUGUAUAUCCAUGAACUGUCUGUUUUUGUAAAAGAAUUGGAAAGUGUGUUAAUUGAGCGUGAUGUGAGUACAAUGGUGUUGAGACCAAACGAAUGGUAUUCUGAAGAUAUCGUAGAAGUGUAUGACAAUGAGGAUGAUGAAUUGAUUGACAUUGAAAUUGAUUUUGAUGACGAUGAGAAUAGUUCAACUGAUCUAGACGACAAUGAGUUAUUAGAGGAGGAUGAGGAAACCAUUUGA
Naegleria lovaniensis is the source of this 2124-nucleotide messenger RNA. RefSeq lists its product as uncharacterized. The transcript has a single exon. The coding region runs from base 1 to 2124 and encodes 707 amino acids. NCBI's taxonomy places the organism in Eukaryota, Heterolobosea, Eutetramitea, Acrasida, Naegleriidae. The record is from RefSeq and is a predicted model, not a curated record.